Molecule: messenger RNA, 1206 nt
Organism: Drosophila obscura
Lineage: Eukaryota; Metazoa; Arthropoda; Insecta; Diptera; Drosophilidae
Gene: scw
Product: protein screw
Exons: 1
Coding region: 1-1206 (401 amino acids)
Biological process (GO): BMP signaling pathway; SMAD protein signal transduction
Cellular component (GO): extracellular region
Molecular function (GO): growth factor activity; cytokine activity
Source: RefSeq, a predicted model, not a curated record
AUGUUCAUUUUAUUUCUUGUAAUAAGCGUCGCAAGCUGCGUGAAGAGCACCACCUACAUAGACAUCAAUCCUCACAUAGAGACGCCCAUCUAUGACACUCGUCCUCUGAGCGAACAAAUGGAGAUGAUCGAUCUACUGGACUUGGGCGAUCGUCCGCGGCGUCAGGCACAACCGAAUCUGCACAAUUCUGCCUCGAAAUUCCUGCUGGAAGUCUACAAUGAAAUCAACGAGGGCCAAGAGCCCGAAGAGGUGCUCCAUCAGCGGCACAAGCGAUCCCUGGAUGAUGACAUACUGAUAUCCAAUGGGGAUCGCCAGGAGAUUGCCAGCUGCAACAGCAUUCUAACAUUUUCGAGUCGUGUCAAGCCAGGGGAUCAUGCGAAUGACUUGGAUCUGCAAAUAACCUUCAAUACGAAUGAUGUGCCCGUGGAUUUGGCACUCGUUCAGGCCAUGUUGCGGGUCUACAAACAGGAGAGUCUGGUGGACAGGAGGGACAACUUGACGGUGUCUGUUUACAGGAGACUCGACAAUCGUCAGGAUUUCUCCUACCAGAUCCUGGGCUCCGUCAACACCACAACCAGCCAUAGAGGAUGGUUGGAGUUCAAUCUGACGCCCACCCUGCGCGCCUGGCUGCAGCAGGGAAGGAGUCCCCAGCAGCGUCACGAGCUUCGCUUCUCCAUUGGCGACUCUCACCUGAGCACCUUUGCUGCCGGCUUGGUGCCCCCCGCGGCCAGUCGCUCCAGCCAGGAGCCCUUCAUCGUGGGCUACUUCAAUGGACCCGAACUCCUGGUGAAAGUACAGAAGCUUCGCUUCAAGCGGGAUCUACAGAAGCGCAGGGCCAACAGUCCGCCGCCAAAACGGCCGCCGCCACCACCCAUGGACCUGUACAAGCCCCCACAGUCCUGUGAGCGUCUGAACUUUACGGUGGACUUCAAGGAGCUGCAGAUGCACAACUGGGUUAUUGCCCCCAAGAAAUUCGAGGCAUACUUCUGCGGCGGUGGCUGCAACUUUCCGCUGGGCACCAAAAUGAAUGCCACAAAUCAUGCCAUCGUCCAGACCCUGAUGCACCUGAAGCAGCCGCAUCUGCCGAAGCCCUGCUGUGUGCCCACUGUUUUGGGCUCCAUUACCAUACUGAGAUAUUUGAGUGAGGAUAUAAUCGAUCUGACCAAAUACCAGAAAUCGGUGGCCAAAGAGUGUGGCUGUCACUAG